AUGAGAUGUUUGGGAAGAGUUGCAAGAGUCAUUUUCGGACUACUUCUGGUUGCAGUGGUCGUGUCUACCAAUACGAAAUUGCUUCUAAGAAUCCGAUGGGAAGAUGUGGUACAAGAUGAUUUCUUGGUCGGAGAACCUGCUCGUAUCCAUGACUCUAAUGUGCAUCAUCGUGGAAGAGCAUCAGAAACUGCAGAUCUACAAGAAGGUGGCGCACCCAACAAGGACACCUUAGUCAUUGGAAGAAGAUACAGCGCCAAAGCUUGCCAUCUCAGCCCUCCUUGGGGUAUGCCUUCGGAGUGGACGGUCCAAAAUUCAUGCGUCGGUAAAGAUAUCCCGAGCCCUUUCACAACCGCUCGGCACCUAACUUGUGACGAUGACAAACCGUCUGAUAUCUUACGAUCCAAUGGAGUCACUGUGGCCUUGUUGCAUUUUGCAAAUCCUUCCAUGUUGUUGCGACAGUUACAAACAUUUGCUUCGUACCCAAUGGAGGUGCAGAAACAACUGACCAUUUUGGUGGUCGACGAUGGUUCACCGCCUGGUCUUCGAUCUGUCGACUACAUUUCAGCAGGCAUGUACGAGUCACACUUUAGAUUGCGCAUAGCUCAGAUUACGACGGACAAGGCAUGGAACAUUGGAGGGGCUCGCAACCUAGCCUUUCACAUUGCUGAUACCUCGAGCGUUUUCCUGCUGGACCUGGACAUGGUUGUGCCACUAGAAACGAUGCAUUCACUUCUCACUUGGGAAGUGAGGAAUUCUUCCCAUUCCAUCGCACAUAGAUUCAAUCGAAGGAAACCCAAUGGGAAGACUGGAAAGCAUCCAGCAGUGGCGCUACUGGAUACUGCGGCCUAUUGGGAGAGUGGUGGUUGCGAUGAGGACUUUUGUGGGCGCUAUGGAUUUACAGACGUGCAUUUUUGGAAGAGAUGGAAGGCGAGCGAAAGAAAAGUAUUGCGUGACCGAAUGAAACACUUCAUCAAUGAAGUUGAUCAGAUCCCAUGUGAUGAAACUUACAUCAUCAAUCCAGCAACGCUCCAAAACUGCACUGAUACAUUAAAAACGCUGAAGUUGCCAUCGAAGAAUCGAGAACCAAAUCGAAAGCUCUUGCAAAAAAAGUCGGUUGAUGGCUGCUGGUCCAAUAGGUUCCUGCGCUUUCAAUGGGUACUACAACUGUAA
Molecule: messenger RNA, 1170 nt
Organism: Cylindrotheca closterium
Lineage: Eukaryota; Bacillariophyta; Bacillariophyceae; Bacillariales; Bacillariaceae
Source: the annotation of a GenBank genome assembly